AUGGCUCUAGCUCAUCCGGCUCUGUUUCCUCUGGCUCUGCUUCUUGCUCCCUUUCUACGGGGGCAGGGGGCGCCUCCACUGCCUCCCUCGCCCCAGUCCCACAAUCUACUUAAUCGAGCACACCACCGAUCCCGUGUCAUCCUCAGCAGCCGGCCCAGCUACCGUGACAACCUCUUCACCCACCGGCUAGGAGUUUGGAUCUACCCCCAGCUCCACCUCCGGUGGCCUGACUGGUAUCUGCAGCAACGAGUGCCAGUGCAACUUCAUUUCAGACAGAUAUCCUCCAACCCUAUGCACUUCCGCUAUUAUGGGCCGCGAGAUCUGCCUUCGGCUCGAUUCUAG
Molecule: messenger RNA, 342 nt
Organism: Penicillium samsonianum
Lineage: Eukaryota; Fungi; Ascomycota; Eurotiomycetes; Eurotiales; Aspergillaceae
Exons: 1
Coding region: 1-342 (113 amino acids)
Source: RefSeq, a predicted model, not a curated record